AACUUCUCCUGUUGACAAUUGAUGGAAGUUGCUCCCUUCGAUUUUUGUAAUUGUCCAAAAAUUUGUUUACCAAUUGUAAUUAUUAAAUACAAAAACUCCUGAAAACUAUUUUGGAAGAAUUUUGAACGAUAUGUUAAGAAGAUUUCAGUGUGCUUUGUUAAAUUUUCUAUGGUUUUGCUGUUCGUUUCAAUAUGGCGAUGGUUAGUUGCUUAGUGCUUCAAAGGUCUCUUUGCUUAUCAUGAAUUUUGUGGAUUUUCUUUCUAUUUCUUUGCAUAAUUUAAAUACGAAACCUUGAUGUUCAUAUUAUCAUUUAUAAGUCUAUGCAAGUUAUAUAAUUAUGAUGAUGUACAUCUGAUAAAAGAAAGGAUUUCAUCUGAAAAAUUUCGGUUAGAUACCACGAUAGAUUCGGCAAUUGCCGUUUUACUAAGUCAAAGGAGAAUUGCUGCCAAGAUAGUUUCUUGUUAUUUCAUUGCAUACCACGUUUAUAAAUAUAUUACACCAGAGGAGAUUGAAAUUUCCUUUAUUAGUGUUGAAUAUUUAUUUUGGAUACUUUGAUUUUUCUACAGUGUUUGAGAGAUCAUUACAAUGAUCGUAUUAAUGCAUGAAUAUAAGCAAGUUUUUUAAAUUAAUAGUUCCUUUUUUUGGAGGUCAAACAAAAAAAAGUUUGGCUUUGCUUAUAAUGAUAGGAACAUGUAUUUAUGUUCCAUUUAGGUAGAACAAUUUAAUUGGGAUAUUAUAAUCAAAGACAUUUAAAAUAAUAUUUUUAAGACUAUAUUGUUAAAAAUAGUCUCAUAUUAUAUAAGUAAGGAUAAUUACAACAAAUUAUCAAAUAAAUUUUAUAUGCAACAACAUUUAAGUAUUCUAAUAUAUAUUAAUUAAUAAAUAAUAAAAUUUGAACAUAAUGGCUGAAACACAGCGAAUGACUGUUUAUGGUAGACAUCCUCCCUGUGCUAGUGGAACUCGUUUAGAGGAACGUCGUGCUAGAAGUUUUUUUGAUUCUAGAUUAGCUUUGAGAUUGGAAAGAAAUAGAAAAUCGGACAAACCAGAUGAUUUUAUAUGUUAUGAAUCAAGUGAUGAUGAAGCAGAAACUGUAAGUGAAGGAAAGCAAUUUUUAAGAACUUCAUUUAAUUUUGUGGAUUAUGUACGUGCAAGAGAAACAAAUACAAGAGAAGUGAGGAAAAUUAAUCAAGAAUAUGGAUUUCGACACAUAUUAACUCAUGAUUUAUUUAAAGAAUAUUCAGUUAGCUUAAACAAUAUGAAUAAAGUCUUUUGUUCUCAAUGGUUAAGUGAUAGGCAAGUAGUAUUUGGUACAAAAUGCAACAAAUUGAUGGUUUAUGAUGUAGCAACACAAAAAUUAGAUCAAAUACCAUCUCUACAUGGAAGACAAAUUAAUUCAGGAGGUGGUGCUGUUCCUGAGCAGCAAUGUGGUAUACAUUCUGUUCAAAUUAAUCCUUCUAGAACUCUCCUAUCAACUGGAGCAAGAAAUAGUAAUGAAAUAGCAAUAUAUAGGCUACCAACUUUAGAUCCAGUUUGUGUAGGAGAAGGUGGUCAUAGAGAUUGGAUUUUUGAUAUGUGUUGGUUAGAUGAUGAAUUUUUAGUUUCUGGUUCUAGAGACACCAAAAUGGCUUUAUGGCGUAUAGAUAAUGAUCUUGCUGAAGCUCCUGAUAAAGCAGAUGUGCCAACACAUAGGUUGAUUCAACCUGUAUGUGUUAAGGAAUGUAGAUCUGCACAAAAAGUACGAGCUCUUGUUUUCAAUAGAACAUAUAAGGAAAUUGCUGCUAUUACUCUGAAUAAUUUCAUUCACAUUUGGUCUGCUGAGACUUUUAGACAAAAGAUAUCUAGAAAAUUACCAGUUUGUCAAGAAAAUGUUUGUCUUGCUGUACAAGAUGAUGGUGUUUAUGCUGUAGGAUGCCGUUCAUAUACUUUACUCUUAGAUGCAAGAACUGUGCAACCAAUAAAAAGAAUACCUUCACGAUAUAGUGGUUGUGGAAUCCGAUCUGUUAGUUUUCAAGGUUCUGUUUUAACUAUUGGAACAGGCUUAGGAAUGAUGUUCUUUUAUGAUGUUAGAGCUCAAAAGUAUCUUGAAUCAUCAAUUAAUUCUAACAGAAUUGUUGUAUUAAAAGCAUCAAAAGGAUAUGUGUUUCCUGAUGAAGAGUACAUAGACGGAUUUCAAAAUGUAAAAUAUACACCUGCUAUAUAUACUCAUUGUUACGAUGGAUCAGGAACUCGAUUAUUCACCGCUGGUGGACCUCUUCCCGUAAAUCUUUAUGGUAAUUAUGCAGGAUUAUGGCAAUAAAGUUAAUUUUAAUCAAUAAAAGGUUCGCAUCGAUUUUUACGUAAGUAACUAUAAAUUGUACAUUUAACUAAAUAUUAUUAAAAUUUUAUCUCAAGAGGUAUAUACACCAUAGACUUAAGAAACGUUUUCUGGUCAUUGUCAUCUUGUAUAUUCAUGUUUGUAUAAUUUCAUUUUCUUUCGAUUUUAUUAUAUGAAAGUGAGAUGUAAGCAAUUUUAUUUAGGCUUUAAAAUUUUAAGAUAAUAAUAUACACUUUUCAAAGAUUUUUAUACUUUAUGGAUAAAUGAAGAAGAACGAAUGAAAAGAUUUUAUAGUUAGAGGUGUAUAUAUCUCAACUGCCUGAUAAAAUAAGUGAUACAAAUAAAUAUAUCCAAUUUUUUAUCAUUUCAAUUGUAUAUUGACUCUGAAAGUGAUUUUCAUUGAACAAUUUCAUAUUACUAAUCAAUUAUAUCAACAUGUUUGUAUGCAAUGUGAAAAGAACCAAAUUUGACGUAUUAAUACAUUAUUGUAUAUUUAAAAUUAAUAUGUGGUGAAUGAUAAUUUUAUGAUUGACAUGAUUUAUGUUAUGACUUUAUUAUCAGCUUAUUGUAAAGUUAUUAAGCUAUUUCUUUUAAUAUAAAAUUUUGCUCUAAUAUUAUUUAUUAUAUUUGAAAUCUAACAAAUUAUUGAAUAAAGAUCUCUUAUAUAAAAUCAAUGCAUUUUAAAAAAAAGCACAUUAUUACAAGUUAUUACUGAUUUAAAUUUUUAUGUUAUCUGCAUACAAUGUAGUGUUUGUAAUUCUUGUUGUACAUUUCUACAUCUGUACAAUAGAAAUAAAAAUUUUAAAAAUUAA
This is a messenger RNA of Apis florea (little honeybee), 3126 nucleotides long. It is a transcript of the gene DCAF12, whose product is annotated as DDB1 and CUL4 associated factor 12-like protein. Gene Ontology annotation, cellular component: Cul4-RING E3 ubiquitin ligase complex. Gene Ontology annotation, molecular function: protein binding. The record is from RefSeq and is a predicted model, not a curated record. NCBI's taxonomy places the organism in Eukaryota, Metazoa, Arthropoda, Insecta, Hymenoptera, Apidae.